GUGAAAGUGAAAGUAAGAGACGCGCAUGACGCGGAAGGUGCAGUUCAAUUCCCGUCUCUUCUGAAGAGUGUUUUUCACCCGAAUUAUUCCAGUCGCUCGAGCUUCCUGCGAUCAUCCAGGCGGCGGUGGAACACACGCACACGUGACACGCGGUUGUGUAGCAGCACACCGUCGGAGAUCGAACACAAUCUGAGUUCGCAACUUUGGGCCGGAAGAACUGAGCUCAUGGGCCAGGUACAGACAACAGAGGACUGGCACACAGGUGUGGAUCGAGAGGAGGAAGCUCCUCCCUCUAAAUCCCCACUGGGUGAGGACCAUGACAGUCAGACCAGAGCUCAGAGAUCAAAGUCACUCACAUCAGACGCUGCUGGACGAAGACACAGACCUGGACUUGCUCCCAGCUGUCAGUCUCUGAAGAGUGACUGGUCUAUGGGAAAAUUUAUUGACUUCAGAAGACGACCGGAGCACCUGAGGAGGAGCAGGAUCUCUGAGGAGGAACCAGAAGAGUCUGAACUCUGUUGUGAGUCCCUGAAGAGUGACUGGUCUAUGCCAAGACAUAUUGACUUCAGAGGAGGACAAGAGCAUCAGAGGAGGAGCAGAGAGGAUCAGCAGCUCUCAGAUGAUCUCAGUCUCCAGUGUGUCAAGCAGCAUCAGACAGAACUGUACUCCACACUUCAGCUGUUUGAAGAGACUGUCAUGACCCUGGUGAAGAAGGAGCUAAAGAGAGCCCGAAGGUUCCUCAGUCCAGAUGAACAGAAGAAUCUGGGUGAUGAGGAAGAGGAGGAGUUGAAGUGUGAAGAGGAGCAGAUGAGGAGCAGCAGAGAAGCUCUCCUGCAGAUCUUCAGGAACGUCUUGAGGAGCAUGAAGGAGGAGGAGCUUGCUAAUGUUCUGUGGCGCAGAAGUGGUGCUGGAGUGUGUGCAGGACGACUGAAGAGGAGCCUGCAGAAGAAGUUCCACAGUGUGUCUGAGGGGGUCGCUAAAGCAGGAAACUCUGCCCCACUGAAUCAGAUCUACACAGAGCUCUAUAUCACUGAGGGGGGCACAGACCAGGUCAACCAGGAGCACGAGGUCCGACAGAUUGAAGCAGCAACCAGGAACCAGUUCAGACCAGGAACUACCAUCAGACAAGAAGACCUCUUUAAAGCCUCACCUGAGAGAGAGGGACCCAUCAGGAGCCUGCUGACGAAGGGCGUGGCUGGCAUUGGGAAGACCCUCCUGACACAGAAGCUGACUCUGGACUGGGCUGAAGACAAAGCCCACCAGAACUUCCAGCUCAUGUUUCCUUUUACAUUCAGGGAGCUGAACCUGCUGAAAGAGAAGAAACUGAGUUUGGUGGAACUCGUUCAUCUCUUCUUUCCUGAAACCAAAGACUCAGGACUCAGCAGCUUUGAAGGAGUCCAGGUUCUGUUCAUCUUGGACGGUCUGGACGAGUGUCGACUCCCUCUGGACUUCAACAGUCGGGUCCUGACAGAAGCUAGAGAGUCCACCUCAGUAGACGUCCUGCUGACCAACCUCAUCAGGGGGAAGCUGCUUCCCUCAGCUCACCUCUUGAUCACCACACGACCUGCUGCAGCCAAUCAGAUCCCUCCUGAGUGUGUGGACAUGGUGACAGAGGUCAGAGGGUUCACUGACCUCCAGAAGGAGGAGUACUUCAGGAAGAGGUUCAGAAAUGAGGAGCAGACCACCAUCAUCUCUCAUGUCAGGAGCUCACGAAGCCUCUACAUCAUGUGUCACAUCCCCAUCUUCUGCUGGAUCACUGCCACAGUUCUGGAGGACAUGUUGAAGAGCAGAGAGACCAGAGAGCUGCCCAAGACCCUGACUGAGAUGUACAUCCACUUCCUGGUGGUUCAGGCCAAAGUCAAGAAGCUCAAGUACCAUGGAGGAGCUGGGACAGACACAGUUUGGGAUCCUGAGAGCAGGAAGAUGAUUGAGUCUCUGGGAAAACUGGCUUUUGAGCAGCUGCAGAGAGGAAACUUGAUCUUCUAUGAAUCAGACCUCACAGAGUGUGGCAUCGACAUCACAGCUGCUGCAGUUUACUCAGGAGUCUUCACACAGAUCUUCAGAGAGGAGCAAGGACUGUACCAGGACAAGGUCUACUGCUUCAUCCAUCUGAGUGUUCAGGAGUUUCUGGCUGCUCUUCAUGUGCACCUGAAGUUCUUCAACUCUGGAGUCAAUGUUCUCCAUUUACAACAAAAAUCAGAACAGUCAAGAAUCCUCAGAAAGGAACUUCAUCCAGAAAGGUUUUACCAGAGAGCAAUAGAUGAAGCUGUAGAAAGUCCAAAUGGACAUCUGGACUUGUUCCUGUGCUUCCUUCUGGGCCUUUCUCUGCAGACCAACCAGAGUCUCCUUCCAGGUUUGUUGACACAGACAGGAAGUAGCUCCUGGACCCAUCAGGACACAGCACAGCUCAUCAAGGAGAAGAUAAGGGAGAAAGUGUCUCCAGAGAGAAUCAUCAAUCUGUUCCACUGUCUAAGUGAAGUGAAGGACACUUCUCUAGUGGAACAGGUCCAACAGCAGCUGAGAUCAGGAGUUCUCUCCACAGAUCAACUGUCUCCUGCUCAAUGGUCCACCCUGGCCUUCAUCUCACUGUCCUCAGAGGAAGAUCUAGACGUGUUUGACCUGAAGAAAUACUUUGCUCCAGAGAAAGGUCUGAUCAAGUAUGGCCUUUCGGAGGAGGCUCUUGAGAGGCUGCUGCCAAUGGUGCAAGCUUCAAAGACAGUUCUACUCAGCUGCUGUGGACUGUCAGAGAGAAGUGGUUCCCUUCUGUCCUCAGUCCUCAGCUCUCCGUCCUCUAGUCUGACACAACUGGACCUGAGCUCCAACGACCUUCAGGAUCCAGGAGUGGAGUUGCUGUCUGCUGGGCUGAAGAGUCCACACUGUCACCUGGAGACUCUCAGACUUAGCUUCUGCGAACUGUCAGAGAGAAGUGGUUCCCUUCUGUCCUCAGUCCUCAGCUCUCCGUCCUCUAGUCUGACACAACUGGACUUGAGUGAGAACUACGACCUUCAGGAUCCAGGAGUGGAGCUGCUGUCUGCUGGACUGAGGAGUCCACACUGUCACCUGGAGACUCUCAGCCUGAGAGACUGUGGACUGUCAGAGAGAAGUGGUUCCUUUCUGUCCUCAGUCCUCAGCUCUCCGUCCUCUAGUCUGACACAACUGGACCUGAGCUCCAACAACCUCCAGGAUGCAGGAGUGGAGCUGCUGUGUGCUGGACUGAAGAGUCCACACUGUCACCUGGAGAGUCUCAGGCUGAGCUGCUGUGGACUGUCAGAGAGAAGUGGUUCCCUUUUGUCCUCAGUCCUCAGCUCUCCGUCCUCUAGUCUGACACAACUGGACUUGAGUGAGAACUACGACCUUCAGGAUCCAGGAGUGGAGCUGCUGUCUGCUGGCCUGAAGAGUCCACACUGUCACCUGGAGACUCUCAGCCUAUUGGAGUGUAGGAUCUCAGAGAGAGGCUGUGCUUCUCUGGCCUCAGCUCUGACCUCUAACCCCUCCCACCUGAGAGAGCUGGACCUGAGCUGUAAUCAUCCAGGAGGGCCAGGACUGGAGCUGCUGUCUGCUGGACUGGAGAGUCCAGACUGGAGGCUGGAGACUUUCAGGGUGGAAGGCUGUGGACCAGAGUGGUUAAAGAUCAGAAGUGAAGAAAUGUAUCUGUUUGAUUGAGCCAUGAAAACUCCUGGACUUUGUCAGUGUGACGCCCACUUAUGUGUGGUCACACAGUGUGUGUUACAUGUCAUUUAAUAGUUCAGCAUGGAGUUGAAUAACCGGCAGGUAUAUGGUUAGGUCAGUAGAGGGCAGGGUAGGACAGAGGUUGGGCAUGGAAGAUGUGUGGGUAAAAAGGAAGUGAUGUUUUUUUUCCAUUACUUUUCUCACCAUUGACAAAUGCGGAAGCCUCGUGUGACUGUCCACAUUUUGUUUCAGGUUAGUCAAAUCCAUUUGUUUAUAAUGAAAUUAAAAAAAAGCAAUUAUGCAUAUGGUUCAUGAUGUCUGACAGUUGUUGUAUGAUAAAGUAAGAUGUUUGUGAGUGAUGUUUCAGAAAAACAUCAAAUUGCACUGUGGGCUACAACAUUGAAAAAACAGAAUGCCUUGGAUUAAAAUGUCAAAUAAAGAUGACUUUUUUUUU
Molecule: messenger RNA, 4123 nt
Organism: Synchiropus splendidus (mandarinfish)
Lineage: Eukaryota; Metazoa; Chordata; Actinopteri; Syngnathiformes; Callionymidae
Product: NACHT, LRR and PYD domains-containing protein 3-like
Exons: 13
Coding region: 226-3663 (1145 amino acids)
Molecular function (GO): protein binding
Source: RefSeq, a predicted model, not a curated record